Molecule: messenger RNA, 2155 nt
Organism: Daphnia pulicaria
Lineage: Eukaryota; Metazoa; Arthropoda; Branchiopoda; Diplostraca; Daphniidae
Exons: 6
Coding region: 158-2107 (649 amino acids)
Source: RefSeq, a predicted model, not a curated record
UGCGUCUUCUGCUAGAACUCAGAGUCUCAGACAGCUAGGAAUUAGUUGAAGAUACCGGCAUUGUGAAAUAUUUGAAUUGAAAAUAAAGUGAACGAGUGAAAUUAAUCUAGAUAAUUGUGCUUAUUAAAAGUUUUCAUUGCUAGCUGAGGUUUCCACCAUGAGACGGAAUCUCCCUAAUCUGCUGAACUUGUACUUAAGAGUUGGGCCAAAACCUAAUUUUAUCCGAAUGAAAUACAAUGAUAGUUAUCAGCCUAUGGAAACAAAAACUAAAGUAACUGCAGUUAAAUCUAGGCACCCUUCAUCAGUUUAUCAUCUCCCAAUAGUAGACUCUGUUGUUCCAUCACCCUCACCACCAAUAGUCCAUGAACAACUGCCAGAUCUUUUAGCAGAAGAAAUAAAAUCUGCACAAUCCACUGAACAGCUUUUUGAAAUAGUGAUGAAAAAACAAAAAGUUCUUGAACAGAGUCACUUAACAAUGAUUUUUCGAUCAAUAUCCAUGUUUCGAAACCAAGACAGAACUGAUUUUCAUCCUGAUGCCAUAAAAAAAAAUGUAGGAUUCAUUAUGUUGUGUCGGCAACUCCAAAGAGUAGCUCCCAGUAUGGCAGACACAGAUGAUUUAAUUACCAGUCUCAAAGCACUGGUUUUUUGUGAAGUAACACCAGGCAGUUCCAUCAUUAAGACUGUUCUCCAUCUACUUAAGUCAAAAGUUAAUGAAAUGCCGAUCCAAAAAUUCUUUUUCAUUGGUAAUCUGCUAAGUAAAGUAAAAAGCCCCCUCGCCGAUGCAAUCAACAUAGCACUUCCAGUAGUAUUUCAAACCCAGUUGGAAACGCAACUCAAUUUAGAUGACGUCAGAAGCAUGUGUCAAUGCUUGCGUUAUGCAGUUGACCACAGAAUGCCGCUUUCUCAAAUUAAAUUCAUCGCCGACAGUUUAUUGCUGACUGAAUCUAUGAAAUGGGAAAUCAGUGAAAUUUCUAGUGUAGUUUUAUCUUUGAGUAAUCUUCGCAAUUUAUCUGAACAUGGCAUUUUACCUUUAUUGGAAAGCACAUUAAAUCGAUUGGCGAAAGCAGUGAAUCGUAUAGAGGUAUACGACUUGACUAGAUUGUGUUAUAAAAUGAGCAGUAAUUAUACUAAACUAAGUCGGUACUGGUACAACGAAGAAUUUUGCAAUGCAGUUGCUCGUCGAGUAUUGCAAGAGCAGUGGGACUUUACUUCGACUAGUAACGUUGGCCGAGCGUUUGCCGACUUAUUGUACGUGAAUUUUGAAUUCCUUGAAUAUUAUUCAAGUUUGAUGGACAGUAUUUCAAAUGUAAAGUUAAAAAUGCAUCCACGGUACAUUCUAGCACCGUUCGCGGAAGCAAAUUAUCAAUCGCCAACUUUAGGAAAAAUGGUCGAUUUCGUUGUAGCAUCCAGUCAACCAAUAAAGUUGCCAAUUCAAUGGUUAAGAUACGUCAUGGGCUGCGCAAUACUUGGCAUCUAUCCGCAAUCCUUAAUCAGUCAAAUUUUCGAAGAAUCUGUUCUCAAUUUACAUUUUUCAAACGAUCCAAAUUACCACGACUUCUUACAGCUUAAUGUUCUGAAUCGCUGCGUGCAAAUCGAAUGCCGUGAAUACGAAGGACCAUACCCUAGCCUUUCGUUGAUAAAACAAGCCCACCAAAAGAUGUAUGAUGGUUUCAAGAAAAAAGAAGAUGCGUUCUUUUCAGUAAAGAAAGCAUUACACACAGGGUUUGGAGGUGUUUCAUAUGUGGCAUCUGGAUUAUUUACUAAAUCUGGACAAUUCGUUGAACAUGUUGUAGCUAUGAGGCCUGGUGGGUACCCUGUGGCAAUCAAUUGUUCAACACCCGAUUCCGAUGCUGUGCGUUAUGUUGAAGAUUUAAACGGCACCAAUGGAUGUCAGAUUGUGUUGAUCAUAAUAUUCGAUUCGGGUGACUAUUCGGCAAAUGGAAGUCGUUUGCGAGGAGUAAAUCAACUGGAACUUCGUCUUCUUGAACGUGAAGGAUAUGUUGUUGUUCCAAUUAACUUUAGUGAAUGGGAAUCCCUACAGGAUUACGAAAAGAUACCUUUUGUAAUGCAACAAAUUCGAUUAAAAGAAAAAUUGAUUAGCUCAUAAGCAAUUUGUAAAUGUAGCUGUUACGGGUUAAUACAAAUUUGUAACGUA